GACUCCACAACGCUUUACUGAGUUAAAUAAUUUAUUUCUCUCACCUCCAUUCUUCCCCUGCAAAGUGAAAAGUCUCUAAACCCACCUUGAUAAUAACACUUGAAAUACCUGGUAUCAUCACAAGACCAACCUGUCUUGGCUUUCAUCCCAUCGAUAACUUCGUAAUUUCGCCCAAGUUUUUAUCUGACGAAGUUGCGCAAGCUUUCCUUUACUUGGACUUGGAUUUUGUUUGAUAUCUUUACAAUCGCCAUCGUUGGUGGUUUUUUGUCGAAUGCGACGUUAUGGAAGCUCUACAGCUAGCACAAAUGCUGGCUGAUCUCAACGAUCUCCAAGCUACCCAAGACCAAUCUGCCUCCAAAGAUCUGGUGGGCGCCAACCGGACACUCGACCGUAAAAGUCAACUACGGCUAGAGCAUGAACCCAGAAGCCUCAGCGUCCCGGCCGCUGAACGCGGGAUGAAUUCACCUGCCGGACGCAUGACGGACAAGUUUGGUCGUCGCAUGCUCACACCGCCAUUGACUAGAACAAACUCUGCAUCUCCUUCGAUGCCUGGGAGUCCUUCUGGAAAUGAGAGACCAGAUGCCGACAUUGAUAGAGCUUCCACGCUCCUCUCCCUAUAUGAAAUUCGGGCCAAAUUGAGAGAGCAAGACAACAGCGGCUUGGUGAAGGCACGUGAGAAGAUCAAUGCUUUAGCUGCAAAGCAACAGGCUCAACUGGCCGAACAACACAAGAAAGAGCGGAAAAAUACAAACCGACUAAGCUACCCCAAGUGAAUAUACAACAACACAGCUCGACUGGAUUCUCGGGAUACUCUAACGAACAACUGCAUCAUGGUUUUCAUAGGCGUUACAAAAGGACCAAGCGGACGAAAUGGAAGCGGAUAAGCAAGCCAUCAUGAACGAGCGUGGAUGCUCCUGGGAACAAAAGGCGUAUGAGCUGGCUGAAUAUGGUUGAGUAAGUCAUGCUGGGUUAACUGGGUCGGUUACUAUGAUUGAGAAAUGAUUAUUACAUGUAUGGGCGAACAUCGAUUUCGGAAUUAAUUAUAAUUUGGCAAAGGCGGUACACGAAUAUACACAACGAGCGCUCCACGGCAAUGAUUGGAGUCUGCUACGAUUUCAUAACCCUACCUUAUCCUAUUCUUGCUGACCGAUUAACUCUGAAGCCACCGAUGUCCGAGAGGUAUCGGACGUCCACGGUUAUCUCUCGCAGAGCAACAAAAAUGGGAUUGCCGGAUGUAGGUAAGAUGGCAAGAUUGGUAAGAUGACCUCACAUUGUUUAUUCUUAUUAAUCCACCCAUCUGCGUCAUAAGGGUCCUAUUUUUGGAUCUGAUGGGUUGCAGCUUGUACUACUUGCCAUUAAUGUAACUGAUUUACAUGUAUUCGGGUGUCCUUCGAAUAUUCUUCGGGGUGUUCUGAUAGGUAGGUGAUCAUAUUAAUAGGAGAUACACCACACGUAUGUUUAUAGAACGAUAUAAACUCGGGUAUGUGAUGGCUUCUAGAAAAAGUUUGAAUUGGCC
Molecule: messenger RNA, 1516 nt
Organism: Annulohypoxylon maeteangense
Lineage: Eukaryota; Fungi; Ascomycota; Sordariomycetes; Xylariales; Hypoxylaceae
Exons: 3
Coding region: 282-773 (163 amino acids)
Source: RefSeq, a predicted model, not a curated record